Messenger RNA from Momordica charantia (bitter melon), 1231 nucleotides. RefSeq lists its product as uncharacterized. Lineage: Eukaryota; Viridiplantae; Streptophyta; Magnoliopsida; Cucurbitales; Cucurbitaceae. The record is from RefSeq and is a predicted model, not a curated record.
CGGUUCGAUCUCGGGGUUUUCGGAUCUGGUCGUCGACAAUGGAAUUAGGGUUUCGGAAGUUGUUAGACCGGGAGUGGGAUUCAAGGCCCGGAGUUCGUCUUUUGAUAAUGACAAAGAAAGCGUUGAUGAUCAGGAAGAACAGGACGGAAGACUUGGAGGGGAAAAUGUGAAUCAGGAUAUGGAUAGGCUUGUAGAUUUGCAAUUUUUCGUUAAGGGGCUGGAACUUGGUCGUCGGGACGCUGCAGCUUUGUUCUUCUUUGUGAGUUUUUUGUCUGCUGCCUAUAUCUGGGUGAUGCUUGGCUUUCUUGUUACGUAUUCAUGGGCUUCGGGCAUUGUGUUCAUCGCAGUUCUUAAUGAUCUAAUGGAGAGGUUUGGUUCAUUUGUUGGUAUGGUAUGGGAUGGGUCAAGAUUGGGUUUCAAGAGGCUUUCUGGGUUCAUCUUGAUGAGAUGGGCUGUGAGAGAUGCGCUAACUCAACUCCUUGGGUUGUGGUAUUUUGGUGAAAUCGAAGAUCAAUAUUCAUUCUUCAAGCUAUUCGUGAGGUUGAAAUUGAUGCCAUUCUCCAUAAUGUCUCCAUGGAUUCGUGGUUAUGAAAAAGAAAUCUCUGGGUUUCUCUUUGCCUGGUUUUUGCUAGAUACUCUUGUUGCGUUCGUCUUUGCUGUAGAUGCUUGGGUUGUAAUUGUGGAUGCUAGGCGGACUGGUAGGGAGAUCCUGAAGGAAGGUUGUUAUUUGAUAUUGACAAUGUUAAACCAGGCUAUUCAAAUAAAGUGCUUGGAAGCCAUCUGUUGUGGCUCUUUCAUGAGAUGGGCUCUUGCUCGAGUUUGCGGAAAACAUGUCGCCAUGUUUUUUCAGUCUGUGGGAGAGGUCUAUUUCAUGGUGGUUUGGCUUAUCUUCUACUUUGCUGCUAGGUGUAGAGAUGCCAAAGUGCAGGGGCUGAGGUUUGGUCGAAGAGAGCUCGAGGGUUUGAUUGAGGGGGUUGGAUAAUGGUGGAUUGGUGGCUUUACAGGGGCAAGUUGCUUAACGCAAAGGAAAGUUACUGGUAAUUUUUCAUUGCUCUGUGCUGCCUAUUUUGCAUUUCCAGAUAUCCAGCCGUACUUGCUUCUGUAGUAUCACGAGCAAUGUUCUCUGUAUGUACCUUCUUUCUAGGCUUCAUGCUACUUGUAACUUGUGUAUAUUUUACAUCAGAAUACUUGACAUGAAUCAAAUCCGUCCCAGUGGGAUGCCUUGCUGACA